AUGAUGGAGCAGACCGAUCUGCUCAAAGGGAAGGAGGUUAAAAAUGUUGUUGUUCUCUCUUUGUCGUUCUUGCUGGUUUUCACGUCCUACACAGCCAUACAAAACCUUCAGAGCAGCCUGAACCAGGCGGAGAAUCUGGGAAUCAUUUCGCUGUCUGUUAUCUACGGAUUGUUUAUUCUUUCUGGAAUCAUGGCGCCUGUCAUUAUCGGGUUUAUUGGAGUCAAGAAAGUAUUCCUUGUAGCUUGGAUGGCCCACAUUUUCUACACGGCGUCCAAUUUCUACCCUUCCUUCUACACGCUGCUUCCAGCUUCAGUACUCCUUGGAGCAGUUUCGGGUUUUCUUUGGACCGCUCAGAAUACCUACCUAUCAAUAUGCGCUAUUUCCAAGAGUACACCAUCCGGUUCUAGUUUAUACAGUGUCCUCAGUCGGAUGAAUAGCAUAUUCUUCGUGAUAUUUCAAUGUACACAGAUAACGGGCAACGUGACAGCGUCCCUGGUUUUACAGCAAGAGACUGACAACUCCACGGAGAAAGGAAUCCAGUGGUGCGGUCCCAGUGACUGCCCGUCUUCGGCUGGGAAUUCUACAACCAUAGCGGUUCCCCAGAUGCGUGUUGUCUAUAUCUUACUCGGAACCUAUCUCGUGUGCACCGUCAUCGGCCUUUUGGCAACGCUGCUCUUCCUCGACUCCAUUCCUACCAGUGUAUACACCAGUGGUACGCAGCUGAAGGUUUCUAUGACGUCAUGUGGCAACAUCCUGUUCAGAAGUCGUCUGACAUUUCUGAUCCCAUUGUUCCUGUACCAGUCCACGCACCUAACUGUAAUAUGGACAGACUUUACAAAGUCGUUUGUGAGCUGCCCUCUCGGUAUCCGGAUGGUUGGUUUCGUGAUGGCCACGUACGGGGGGUCCACUGUACUGUUCACCUUUAUCUUCGGCUACCUGGCUAAAUACUGCGGGCGAGUCUUGCUCUUCACGUUAGCCGCAACCGUCAACGCCGGCAGCCUUGUCUACAUGUACGUCUGGCAUCCCACUAGCGACGACAGCCUCGUCAUCUUCGUUGUAGCAGCAGUCUGGGGCAUGGCUGAAGGCGUUUGGGAGACUCAGAUUAUUGCAUUGGUGGCUUUGCUUCUCCCGGACAACAAGGAAGCUGCCUUUGCCAACCUGCAAACAUGGAAGGGUAUUGGCUUUACGUUGACGUUCGUGUAUGGAACCUUUCUGUGUGUGCACGUGAAGCUGUUGAUAGCCAUCGUCCUCCUCGUGUUGGGGAUGACUCUGUACUACGGGGUGGAAAUUCAGCUCAAGUUGCGUACAAGAGGCGCAGAUAUAGACAAGCACGUGACUCAAAACAGUGAAAAUAUCAAUGGCAUAAUGUUUACUGUACAAAGUGUUAUUAAACACGAAAACUAAUCAUUUUGGGAUGUUACAUUACUGGACCAGUCAGGUUAUUAUUUAUAAAAAGCUGGGAAUAGGUAUCAAUGCAUUGCUUUAACGAUGAAUGGAUGGAUUGAUGGAUGGAUGGAUGGAUGGAUGGAUGUUGGAUGGGGGUUUGUGUUGAUAGAAUAAUAGAUCAAUGGAUGGAUAACUGACUGGAUGGACAGACGGAGGGUCUAGCGGACAUUCUAACUGACGAAUGGUUUAAGCUAAACAAAUUGUAUCGAUUGGAUAUGUAAACAGUUUUACAACCAAGACAGAUAGAACAAUGGCGAAAUAAAUUCGGAUUAACUUAAGCAUUUCAGAUAUGGAAAAAUGUGACAAUAUAAUGCCACAGUACACCUUUCAUUCUUAGACCUUCUGUUCCUUGAAAGUCGACGGGUAAGAUCAAGAGAGCAAAUGUUAAGUCAUGUACGUUGAUAUCCUGUGUGUCAUAUACGUGCUUCUAUGUGUCUUUCUGUACAAGAAGAGUCGUGUUUCGUCAGCAGAUGCGCAUAAUAAUAUACUGCUUGAAAUAAGAAAUGGCCGACAGAUUUCUUUUAUAUCCUAAGUGUGCAAAAUCGGCUCCGAUUUUAAUUUCGAUGGACAGAUGUUGUAGUUUUGUCUCUGGUGAAUACUAAUGAUAGCCUUUUGUUGGGAGUUUUUAUACAAAAACAAAAAAGCUUUCCCAGGAUGUGUAUUGACUCUUUUAUUUUCAAAAACAAUUUUUUAGUAAAUGAUAUAGACAAGAUUUGCUACCUGGUUAACGUUUGUUUUGAUUAAAGACACCUAUAGAGCACAUUGACUAAUUAAUCAUCGGCUAUUGGA
Messenger RNA from Gigantopelta aegis, 2235 nucleotides. Its product is annotated as protein unc-93 homolog A-like. Bases 1 to 1404 code for a protein of 467 amino acids. Lineage: Eukaryota; Metazoa; Mollusca; Gastropoda; Neomphalida; Peltospiridae. The transcript has 3 exons. The record is from RefSeq and is a predicted model, not a curated record.